Penicillium bovifimosum is the source of this 585-nucleotide messenger RNA. Its product is annotated as small nuclear ribonucleoprotein-associated protein. The transcript has 4 exons. Gene Ontology annotation, cellular component: U2 snRNP; U4/U6 x U5 tri-snRNP complex; cytoplasm. Gene Ontology annotation, molecular function: RNA binding. Bases 1 to 585 code for a protein of 194 amino acids. The record is from RefSeq and is a predicted model, not a curated record. Lineage: Eukaryota; Fungi; Ascomycota; Eurotiomycetes; Eurotiales; Aspergillaceae. Gene Ontology annotation, biological process: mRNA splicing, via spliceosome.
AUGGCCUCCCACAAGAUGAUCAAUUACCGGAUGCGCGUGACAUUGAACGAUGGACGCCAAAUGACAGGUUCCAUGCUUGCCUUCGAUAAGCACAUGAACCUUGUUCUUGCCGACACAGAAGAGUUCCGUCGCAUUAAGCGGAAGUCUAAGCCCCAAGCCGGUCCCGCGAACGCCCCGCUGGUCGAAGCGGAAGAGAAGCGAAGCCUGGGCCUGACCAUUGUGCGCGGAGCCCAAGUUGUCUCUUGCUCUGUCGAUGGACCCCCUCCUGCGGAUCCCUCUGCGCGACUUGGUACUGCCGGACCUGGCGCCGCUGCCACUCUUGCCGCGGGCCCUGGUAUCAGCAAGCCCGCUGGUCGGGGUCUGCCCGUUGGACUUGGAGGCCCUGCAGCCGGUAUUGGUGGUCCCCCACCUCCUGGAGGCUUUGGAUUCCCUCCUCCUGGUGGUUUCCCCGGUGCCCCUCCUCCCGGCUUCGCUGGACGUGGAGGUCCCCCUGGUGGACCCCCCGCCGGUUUCCAACCUCCUCCGGGCUUCCAGCCUCCCCCUCAGGGACGUGGUUACCCGCCUCCUGGAUUUGGUGGCAGGUAA